Drosophila takahashii is the source of this 1222-nucleotide messenger RNA. RefSeq names its product Evr1_Alr domain-containing protein Alr (gene Alr). The record is from RefSeq and is a predicted model, not a curated record. NCBI's taxonomy places the organism in Eukaryota, Metazoa, Arthropoda, Insecta, Diptera, Drosophilidae. Gene Ontology annotation, molecular function: flavin-dependent sulfhydryl oxidase activity; flavin adenine dinucleotide binding. Gene Ontology annotation, cellular component: mitochondrion.
UCAAUAAAUAUUGCCAAUAGCAUAUGUGUUAUUCUAUUUUAAGCAGUUUCAAGGCGCUAAAUUAAUCUGGGGCUGCAGCACUCAGAACCGCCAGCUUUCUUCACUUUCACAUGCAAACGUAAUACCCGAGUAACAUGUUGUUCUGAAACAAGGUGGCAACCAUGCGCAUGUUCUUUAUGAUUUUCACAAUAGCCGAGCGAAGUUUCAAGAUUCCAGAUCUGCCCGCCGCCUCAACGAUCCUGCUGCGCCGCCCGUGCCACAACUACGGCUACGACUACAGCAGCCCCGCCACGCACAUAGAGCUCAGUCGGGAGGCCACCCGCCUGCUGAUCCGCCGCCUGCAGCGCACCGUUCUCCGCCUGAUCCGCGACCCGGACUUCAGCAUGUCCGCCGAGGCGAAUCCCGAAACGGAGAGGGAGUCAUCCUUCGGGGCGAACCGCAAGGGAGCCGGAGCUGCUGGAGCCGCCUCCUCCUCCGGCAAGCAGGACUCCAACUGCCGCACCUGCAACGACUUCAAGUCCUGGUCCAAGCAGCAGCGCCUCAUCUCCAGCGUGCAGAGCGCCAAGGUAAAGCACAUGGCCACCGCCGAGAAGCUGACUGUUAACGCCGCCGCCCAGGAGCCGCUGCCCCGCGACGACUGCCCGCUGGACAAGGUGCGGCUGGGCAUCUCCACCUGGGGCCUGCUCCACACCAUGGCCGCCUUCUACUCGGACAAUCCCACGGACACCGAGAAGCGCGACAUGAAGACCUUCUUCGAGGUGCUCUCCCGCCUCUAUCCCUGCGAGUUCUGCGCCAAGGACUUUCGCACCGACCUGGAUGUCAACCCCAUCAACGUGAACUCGCAGAAGGAGCUGGCCAUGUGGCUGUGCAAGUUCCACAACCGGGUGAACGACAAGCUCGGCAAGCCGCUCUUCGACUGCACCAAGGUGAACGAGCGGUGGCGCGACGGCUGGCUGGAUGGCUCCUGCGACUAGGCGCCGCCCCAUCUCGCCGAGAAUCGGUUGCCAUGUUGACCAGACUUGUCCCCCACAUUGCUCGGCAUGCCCAUCGGUUACUCUGUGCCUCUGUUCCUGGCCAGAAGCCUCUUCGGUCGCAGUCUGCGUCGGAAUCUGCGUGACAUCUAAUUGAGUUAUAUAUUGUAAUAGAGCGACACAUCGAUGGUCCAUUGUUAAAUGCUUUGCUGGCUAUGAACUCUCAGAGAAUACACACACAUUUUGUUGAA